This is a messenger RNA of Theobroma umbraticum, 4742 nucleotides long. RefSeq lists its product as uncharacterized. Lineage: Eukaryota; Viridiplantae; Streptophyta; Magnoliopsida; Malvales; Malvaceae. The record is from RefSeq and is a predicted model, not a curated record.
AUUGAAUUGAUUGGUACACUCCCUGAUCCAGUAAGGAAUUCUCCUAAAAUUCCAUAUGAAGCUAUUUCUUUCUGAAGGUAGACAAGAAAAAAACAUAGAAUACCCUUCGGCUGUCCUAAAUGUCUUUACUAAAAUCAAAUGGGUGGCACAUACUUGUCCAGUAGUCAGCAGUAGUUAGCUCAAGAAAAAGACCUAAAAAUAGAAAAAUAAGGUACUUCCACGACACAUCAUAAAUUUAAUGUGUUUGUUUAGAAACCCCAAUCACAUAUGCAUUUGUUUUUUUGCAGCCUUGGAACGACCUUUGUUUAACUAAAAUGGAGUUUUAGUCUUGCAAAAUUGCAAUCCCCCCGUUUUGUUUCAUCACUAAGAUUGAUUACUCGACACCUCUUCCCCACCCAAUUCUUGCUUCUUUGGUUAAUGGUGGGGUCAGUUUAAAACUCCCAAAAGACGGCUUCCCCACUAAUUCUCACUUCUCAGAUCCCUCUUUCAAAAGCCUGCCAUUCCUAUCUAGCCUUAAUUUUGUUCUCUUAUUUGCAACUAGAAAAUACCAAUCAAAUGGACUCCUUCACAACUUUGUAAUUUUGGAGUUCAAGGAAACCACGAAGAUAGGGAAAGAAUGGAAAGAUGGGGACGUAGCUUUUCCUUUUAGGAUUCUAAGUUACUCCACCUGAUCAGUGUCUGAAAGCUGGGAUAUGUUCCAAUAAUUGACAUGUGCCAAUGGGCAAUGCCGCCUAUAGACCAUCAGUUUGAAUCGUCAUGAACACAUAGAUGAAAGGAAAAUGCCAAGGUUUUUCAGGUGGCUAAAGGGAAUCAAGAGGGAGUGAGAGAAAAUAAAAAGGAAAGAUGCUGGUAAAGGAGGCUUGGGAUGGAAGCCCUUAGAAUGAAACUUCUGCCAUUGCUUGGAUUUGAAUCAAAGUCAGGAUACUCGUGAUGUUACAGAGACCCUCUAGAGAGAGAAAGAAAGCUAACGUUCACGUCAACCAAUCUAAGAUAAAUUUUCAAACUCCAUUUUAUUGCUACGAGACUAGACUUCCCAACUUACCCAACUCUGAAAGAACCCUCCCAACUAGAAAAAGAAACAAAAACAUUCAUGUUCCCACCUCUUAUCUGUGAAAAAGUAACGGACAAAACACAAUGUAAAGAUAUUCUAUCUUUAUUCUGGCUCAAAGAGAGUUGAAGAUAACCUUGUUCGAAUUGAGAGUGUAACAUGGCCAAGAGAUCAGAUUUUGCACAGAAGCUGUUAGAUGACCUCCGGUUGCGGAAGGAGCGGAUGGCUGCAUCUCAGAACUCAAAGGGUACAAAUCCAAUGGUUGCAGAUGCAUAUGCUUACUCCAGGAGAACCUAUAAAUCAUCCAGGGAACCAAAACCACUCAAAACUACUGGUUUUAGAGCUGGAAGUGCACAAAACAGGUCUAGUGGGGCCAGUAAAUUGGUAACCACUGGGCAGGUAUCAAAUCAGAUUGUUCCUUUUGGGAGUGGCCAGAAGUCCGAACAAAUAGGAGGUCUCUCAAUGGCCCUUGCUUUUGCACUUGAAAAUGGAGGAAAGCUAAGGAGAACAGAUUUUUCAGGCAAUAACUCAGUGUUCAGUUUUCUGCACAACAUUGGUAGGAGACAGACGGAUUAUGGGAAGAUGGAAAGAAGAAACAGUGUAGUAAGUAGGCAUCAACCUUCAAGUAGCCAACUCCCUACUCUCUCUCAUCUCCAUAUCGAAGAAAUAUCAAGGGGUGCGCAAAAGUUAAAUCAGAUCCUCCAAGCGUGCUCUAAUGGCCUCAAUUUUGACAGAUAUUCAAUAGAAAUUGGGCGGGAACUAUUGAAAGGAGCAAUGGAUUUGGAGGAGUCUCUAAGGAUGCUUGUAAACAUGCAGGAAGCUUCAGAGUACUUAACAACGCCACAGAGAAAAAGUCGGAUAACAUUGCUAGAGGAGGAGGAGGAGGAGGAGGAUGAGAACACUGUCAGAAUAGCUGACCAGAAGCAAUUGGAUAGGCCAAGGUUUUCUUUUGACAGACCAUCAAGAAACUAUAAUGACAUUCAAGAAGUUGCAAGAACUGAUCUCAAGCUGAGGCUGGCAGCUCUUACCUAUUCUCCAGAGGUUACUAAUUCCAAGCAUGAGAAGAAGGUUCUAGCUGUCUCAAAUUCACGUUCUAACAAGCUAUCAGUUAGCUAUGGUCCAGACAUUAAAAAUCUCACUGCAUUCUCAGAACAAAAUCACUCAAGUUCAUUGCCAUCCAAACAAGAAAAGUCGAGAAUUCCAAAUGUAAUUGCGAAACUGAUGGGGCUUGAUGAACUGCCAGGAAAUGUAGAUUCAAAGGUUACGUCGCAGAAGGAGUCUGGAAAGCAAAAGGUAGAAGGGAUGAUCACAAAGAAACCUGCACUGGAAACUACCAAAAAGGCUGAACAAAGGACAAACAAUACUGCAAACCCGGUUCUCCCAUCAGUGAAACAGAAGGCAAUACUAGCCAGCAAGAUUCCAUUGAUUCAGGAUACAGUUACAUCACCAGCAGGAAAAACUUUGACAACUAGAAAUGGUGGCACAAGGGUUGCUGUCCAUGACAAACUACCACCUCGAAAGGACUUGGAAGACAUGAAAUCAGUGACAAGCUCAAGAAAGGCCAACAUCAAGAUAGAAAAACAACAAAGUGAUCAUGCCCAAUUGAACUAUAACUCUGGAAGUAGAAAAGAGAAUCAAGAAAAGGACAGAAAACAGGAUAAUAUAAAGCACAGGGAACAGAGGGGUGCUGAGCGAAGUGAAUCCAAAGAACCAGUUUUCAAGGAUGAGAUGCAGCAGAUGAUACCAUAUAUGCAUAAAAGAUCAGAAUCUGCACUUACAAUGAAAGAAAAAACAGAGUUCAGUGAAAGCAUGCAUCAUAUGGAAAACAGAUAUUCUAACAAGCUUCUCCUAGGCAAUCAACAAAAGCUGCAACAUAAUCACGCAUUUCAACACGUACACAUGCUCCAAAAAUCUGAGCUUCAAGAGAAAAAGCGUCAAACAGAAGAGAAGGAACAACAUAGUACUAAACAGAAACUGCAGGGGAAGAAACAAAAGGGAAAUGAACCAGUAUCUGGUAAUUUCUCCAAACCGAUGUCUGGUGCAACCAAUUUGCAAAACAAGCAGCCACAAAUGAGCCAUGCAGCAACUACUAGGAAAGGCUCCACUGAACAUAUUGAUGCAACACAAUUCAAUGGAUUCCCAGAUGGUAGGCACCAAGAAAAUCCUGCCAGAGAUAGAAGUUCAAUAAACUUAAACUUCAAAAUUAAAGAUUCAAUAAACAGAAAAUCCAGUCAGCAUUACUCUGGAGGAGAUAUAGAAUCUGAAACAGCAAAAGCUCGCAUCCUGUUUGCUGUGGAUGAGAAACCAGCUCAAGUUCAAACGACAAUGAAGGCAAAGAGAGCAAAAGGGCACAAACUUGAGGUUCCUCGGAAGAUCAAUGAAGUAAUGACCAAAAAAGGUGGAAGUGUUACUAACUUGCCGAGGAUGCUGAAGCAUCAGAGUUCCAUUUUGCAAGAGGGGAAACAGACAAGGCAGGAGAAACUUGCUAUCUCAAGAGAAGCAGAUCAAAUGAAAGCCAGCAGGUUCGAAGAAGUGGAAGCACAGAUCACUAGAUCCAAAAAGUCAGUAGCAAGCCUACAACCAUCAAGUGUGGCACAAGAGCUACAGAAAGCAGCUCAGCAAAAUUCAGUUUUGUGCAGUCCUGUUGAAGAUGAUAGCCAAAGCCUAAAUGAAUCACAAGCUUUAGCUGCAAAAGAUAGGUGUCAAAAUACAGUGCCAAUGGCUACAAAUGAACACCAAGAUCAAGAACCUGAUCUUGGUAGAGCCAAAGAACACACAGUUAAGAACAGUGCAACUGAUCCACUACGUCGAACUCAAGAAGAAAGCACAGAAAUCUCUUACACCCCACAAUCACAAACGCAAAGAACUUAUACAUCAGAGAUGCCAGAGCCACUGACAGAGAGUGAAAAUCACCUGAAGCAGAUACUUAUGAAAAGUCAAUUAUUCAUGAACACAGCAGAGGCACUUUUCAAACUCAACAUUCCCAUCAGCAUUCUUCAUGCAAACGGCCUCGACUAUCACGAUCAAGAGAGCAAGCUCGUUUUAGACUGCGGCUACGAAGUAAUGAAGAGGAAAGGCAGAAGGCAGGAACUAAGCGUUCAUCCAUUCCUGAAGGUAUCCAUCACUUCAAACAAAGCAAAAUCCUUGGAUGAAUUGGUCAAGCAAAUGUGUAAAGACUUUGAUAAGUUGAAGUUAUAUGGAAGGGAUGGGAGAGAAGAUUCUCCCUUCGAAGACUACCUACCGAAGAUGCUUGAGGCCGAUGUCUACAACAAGGAACCAGAUGUGAAUUGUAUGUGGGAUCUGGGUUGGAACUGCGUGAUGUUUGCAUUCCUUGAGAAAGAUGAUGUUAUUAGGGAUGUGGAGAAGUAUGUGCUUAAUGGACUCCUAGAUGAGAUUACCAGAGAUCUUUUCAAAGGCAUAAGUGCUUCAGUUAAGUAAUGAAAAACCCAAAAAAAAAAAAAACUAUUAAACUAUUUAAGCAGAGUUGGUCCUAUGUUGCUGUUUGUAUCAGUGAGCAAACUUUCCCAUAGCCCUUUUUCCCCCUGUAACUACCCAAAACUGUGAUUCUUAUUUGGAUUUCUUCCAAUUUUUCAAAUGUUUGCAUAUAAUGAAUGAUCAAUUCAGCUCUCAAUCUCUCACUCUCUUGAAAUUGUAGUUUUAUCAUAAAAAGAGAACAUAUAAAGAGCAAAAUCAA